CCCAUGAUCGCCGUUGCCGCGCGUGUACCAGGUACGCUUAGAGCCUUAGUGCGCUCGUUGUCGUCGACGUCGUCGACGUUACCGAAUGUGUUAUCGUGGUUCACGUGGUUGUAGCUGUUAGGCCGUGAUCGACGACAACAAUCCGCUGUGGAAGAGAAAGUUUUAUCAGAGGUAACCUCGCCGUUUUCACGAGAUUCCUAUCGCAAUUUCGAUAAGUUCAUUAAAUACUCGGAACGUGAAUCAACGACAAACACGUCGUGAACACGUGAUCUCUCUUGUUCACAUCGCGCGUGAUCCUGACGUCGUUCUCUUCUCGCCUUCGUCCUUGGGUCCUUCGUGAAUAUAUAUAAUCGCACGAUAAUCCGACCGCCACACUGUCAAACGCAAAACCGCUACUAUUUAAAGCAGGAGCAAGGCCAAUGUGUAAGACACAAUGCCUUCAUGCUGCAUAAUAAAUUGCAAAAGUCGGACAUAUUAUGCAGAGAAGAAAGGAAUAAUCUUUUAUAGAUUCCCAAACGAAGAAAACAUUCGUGAGGCAUGGGUAAAUGCUUGUCAAAGGAGCGAAGAGAGUAUAAAAAUUGAUUCUGCAAGAAUAUGCAGUCUUCAUUUUGAUGACGAUUGUUUUAUAACAAAAUGGACAGACUCAAUAAAAGCACCACCAAAACAACUGCGGCGGUUAAAAGUAGGUUCCAUUCCUACAAAAAUGUUAACUUUGGAAAAAACGAGAAAAAGAAAAAUGUCCAACAGUGAUAUAGCAAUCACAAGCAAGAGAAUUAAAGUAUUACAAAGCUUCAGAAUACCAACAUACUCCGAUCUUCUGAAAUGUAAUAAAAGAAAAGAAAAAGAAUCUCGUGAAACAAGUGAAAGAGAAGAAGAAGAAGAAAGAGAAGAAGAAGUAGUUAGUCCAACAUGUAUUCCAAAUGAAAUAGAAGUACAAGAGACUUUUGAAAGAAAUAAAACAGAAGACUGGAAUAAAACAGAAUACUUAUCUUACCUUAUAUACUUACUUUUCAUACUUACCUUUCAUACUUUUUUUUUUACAUGGGGAAAUCUUCCAAAGACACCCUCAUCCCUUGGGCGAGGGACGAGGGUAGUGUGGGAAUCAUUGCCAUGUUUAGCAUCCCAGGCUAAGGUACUGGUAGUGUAUAAUGGAACGCAAUUUAUGAAAGACAUAAUGUAG
Molecule: messenger RNA, 1180 nt
Organism: Temnothorax curvispinosus
Lineage: Eukaryota; Metazoa; Arthropoda; Insecta; Hymenoptera; Formicidae
Exons: 4
Coding region: 434-1180 (248 amino acids)
Source: RefSeq, a predicted model, not a curated record